Beta vulgaris subsp. vulgaris (sugar beet) is the source of this 1170-nucleotide messenger RNA. Its product is annotated as phosphoserine phosphatase, chloroplastic. The transcript has 4 exons. Gene Ontology annotation, molecular function: magnesium ion binding. NCBI's taxonomy places the organism in Eukaryota, Viridiplantae, Streptophyta, Magnoliopsida, Caryophyllales, Amaranthaceae. Gene Ontology annotation, cellular component: cytoplasm. Gene Ontology annotation, biological process: L-serine biosynthetic process; dephosphorylation. The coding region runs from base 126 to 368 and encodes 80 amino acids. The record is from RefSeq and is a predicted model, not a curated record.
UUUUCCAACUCCAGGAUUACCUAGAGAAGAGGCCUCCAAGACUUUCUCCUGGCAUAGCAGAACUGGUUAAGAAGCUUAAGGCUAGAAACAUUGAUGUUUAUCUUGUAUCUGGAGGCUUCCGUCAGAUGAUUAAUCCUGUUGCGUCGAUCCUUGAAGCUCCACUCAUAAACAUAUUUGUCAAUCAAUUGCUUUUCGGAGACUCGGGAGAGUUUCUAGGUUUCGAUGAAAAUGAACCUACAUCAAGGAGUGGAGGGAGACCUGUUGCAGUACAACAGAUACGAGAGGCUCGUAAACCUGGGGGUGCCGACUUUUUCAUCUGCUAUGUCGGAGUUCAACUUAGAGAUGGUGUUGCUGCGAAAGCUGACUGACUGGUUUUCGAUUUUAAAGAUCUUAUCAUUUCCCUGGACUAGCUUCGACUUCUCGCGAUCCCAUCAACAUUAGAUAGAUCAUAGAUGCUGCAAUAGCAGCACCCCUCAAACCACAUGUAUUGUAAAUUGUAAUUCAACCAUGGCAAUUCAAUUAUUGCCCUCCUAUCAUAUGAGAAAAAAAUACUUACUACCCAAGGCUUGGUAUGACCCUAGUCCCUAAGAGAUGAACGGUUGCAUUCAUGAGUAGAGAUGGCAAUGGGUAGGAUCUGGACAGGAUCCUCUAGGAUCCAGAUCCAGAACUGUUUGUUAGGCUGUGAGAUGUGACUUGAUUUCGAGUAGCGAAGAAGCAGCACCGAGCCGGGUCGCGAGGUGCGACAGUCGUCACGAGGUGCGACGAGGCUCGCAGAGCCUGUCGCGAGCGUUCCUUCGCUCCUUGUUGUGUGGCUGGUCGCGAGGUGCGACGCGGGUCGUGGAGCCUGUUGCACGCGAAGGCGAUUUCACUCGACAAAUUAGGGCUUGUAUUUUUUACACUCCAUAUAAAUAUGUUGACUCAUAUUUAGAUUGAAAAACACAAAAUAUCAGAGAGAGAUUAGCUUAAACACAAUAGAGAAGAUUAGAGAGAUUUUUUGAGAUUCAAUUGAAUCUUGACUAUUGUAAUUGUAAUUGUCUCAUUCAUAGUGAAACAAUCUUUUUCCCUGCCUUAAGGACGUAGCUAUCGCAUUGAUAGUGAACCUCGUUAAAUCUGUGUGUUCUUUAUUCGCUUUCUUGUUUUCUUGUGUGUGUGCUUGGUUGUUGUGCAUUC